Molecule: messenger RNA, 1956 nt
Organism: Phymastichus coffea
Lineage: Eukaryota; Metazoa; Arthropoda; Insecta; Hymenoptera; Eulophidae
Exons: 2
Coding region: 1-1956 (651 amino acids)
Biological process (GO): DNA integration; DNA recombination
Molecular function (GO): DNA binding
Source: RefSeq, a predicted model, not a curated record
AUGACCCUAACCUUGCCCUAUGAAAAGAAGGUUAGAAUAUUCGAGAUGGUCAGCACAAUUUUAGAGAUGAAGGUAGUAACAAUCAAGAUGCUAGCUAGGUGCAUAGGAGUGUUAGUAGCAGCUUGCCCUGCAGUAGCUUACGGCUGGUUACAUUAUAAAUAUUUAGAAACACUCAAGGGAGAUGCGUUAACAAUUCAGGACUACAAUAUGUACAAAUCAGUACAUCUAGACACAAAAGCUAGAGAAGAACUAGAAUGGUGGAAGGCUAAUAUUUUACCUUCUUACAACAAAAUUAGGUCAAAUAUAUUUGACUUAACUAUUUUCUCUGAUGCUUCUAAGACAGGCUGGGGUGCUACCUGUGAGGGAAUGAAAGCAAACGGUUUUUGGGACAGUCAGGAGAGAGAGCUACACAUAAACUUAUUAGAACUUCGAGCAGCAUUUUUCUCAUUAAAAUGCUUUUUAUCACAAAGAACUGGUAUUCAGGUCCUGUUGAGAAUUGACAAUAUUACAGCGAUAGCGUACAUUAAUAAGAUGGGAGGUACUAAACAUGAAGACCUGCAUAUUGAAGCUAAGAAAAUUUGGAAUUGGUGCGCUAAGAGAGAAAUUUGGAUUUUUUCGGAAUACGUAGCAUCAAGAGAGAACAGGGCAGAUGAGGGUUCCAGAAUCAGUAAUCUAGACACAGAGUGGGAGCUAGCAGAGGAGGCUUUUAAGGAAUUAGUUAAGGAGUUUGGUAGCCCAUCCAUAGAUUUAUUCGCCUCACGCAUAAAUAGAAAAUGUUUAAAAUAUUGUUCCUGGGAGAGAGACCCAGAUGCUUUCGCUAUCAAUUCUUUAACCAUUUCCUGGAAGCAGGAUUUUUGGUAUGCUUUCCAUCCAUUUGCGUUGAUACCUAGAAUACUAAAGAAAAUCAGGGAGGAAUAUUCAACAGGCAUCUUAGUGGUCCCCUUAUGGACUGAGCAGAACUCAUCCAUUGGCCUCGGAGCUUACCCUGGUGUCAGGGAUACUGUCAGGCAGAGUUUUAAGAAAAAGGACCUGGAGGAGGCGACAAUAGAGAUCAUGUUAUCAUCAGUGGCCAACAGCACAAUGAAGCAGUACAAUUCAGCCCUAGAAUAUUGGUGGAAAUUUUGUAAGGAAUCAGCGUUAGAUCCAUUCAACGCAGGAGAUAAGGAGAUUGUUAACUGUUUAACUAGAAAGUUCAACGAGGGUGCGGCGUAUGGUACGCUCAAUUCACUUAGAUCAGCUAUUGCCUUAAUCAAUCAAGAGAAUAAUUCAGACAGCCCUCUCUUAAAUAGAUUCUUCAGGGGUGUUUUUAGAACCAGGCCAACUGCACCAAAGUAUUGUUGCACAUGGGAUGUGGAGGUUGUUCUUAAUAUGUUAGAAACUUGGAAUCCACUGUCAGCGUUAAGCCUUCAGAAUCUUACUUUUAAGUUAGUAUUAUUAUUAGCUUUAGGAUCAGCAUUCAGAGUACAAUCUAUUGCUCUAAUUAAGAUAAAGAACAUCAGGUUUUUGAGUAAUGGAGUAGAGAUCAGAAUUUCAGAUCUUAUCAAAACCUCAAGGCCAGGAUCAAAGGAUCCUAUAGUGUUUUUUCCUUAUUUUCCUCACAGAGAAACACUUUGUAUUGCAAGAACUUUAAUAUUUUAUAUUGAGAAGACUAGAGAUUUACGAGGCAAUACAGACGAAUUAUUUAUUUCUUUUAUAAAACCUUUUAAAAAAGUAACUUCCCAGACGAUAAGCAGAUGGAUUAGAACAGUCAUGAGACAAGCAGGUAUCGAUGAGUUCUUCACUGCCCAUAGUACAAGGCAUGCAUCUACAUCAAGAGCUCUAAGGGAAGGAUUAGAUAUUGGUACCAUACGGAAUGCAGCCAGCUGGUCUGAGAACUCAAAGGUUUUUGCUAGAUUUUAUAACAGACCUAUUGUUAAGAGUACAGAUAGGAAUUUCGCAGCAGCAGUUAUUGCAUAA